Molecule: messenger RNA, 2223 nt
Organism: Kalmanozyma brasiliensis GHG001
Lineage: Eukaryota; Fungi; Basidiomycota; Ustilaginomycetes; Ustilaginales
Product: Carboxylesterase, type B
Exons: 1
Coding region: 1-2223 (740 amino acids)
Molecular function (GO): cholinesterase activity
Source: RefSeq, a predicted model, not a curated record
AUGAAGCUUGCUACGUCAGCAGUCGGUGGUCUCUUUGGCGCCGUCGCUAUCGGCAGCCACUUUGUCGGCGCUGUCCCUUUCCUCGCCGGUCGCGACAAAGCACCCAGCGGUGGCGAUGCCUUGGCCAAGCAGGCAGAGCUCGGCCCCAUCCAUAUUCUCUAUCAGAACGACCUCAGCAACAAUGCUUCGACAGGCGCUCUUCUGCUUCCCAACUCGGUCGCCUCCGACAACGCCGCCCAGAUCUGCGAGCGCAUCGGCGAGAAGCUCUUCCCUCUCGAUGCGUCUCUGCAGCAGGGCAUCGGCUCUGAUCUCGUCGACCAGUUCAACUAUCUCCGCUAUGCUGGCACCGUCGGCUGGUCGGACUCGUACUGGGUCGAGGAGGGUGCGAACCAGACCGCUGCUUACAAAGUAAGCCGCGGUACUGUUCGAGCCACCGGUCAGGGCGAGAAGCUCGGCGUCCUUUGCACGCACACUGCUCUUCCCACGGUCGUACCUCGUGCGAACCCCUACGCCAACGCAAAUGUCACCACGUCUGGCAACGACACUCGCAUCACCGUUCAAGCAGGCGACUACACCCUCACCGGCUACAGAGACCGACGAUCGUUCCGCUUCCUCGGCGUUCCCUUUGGCGAUGCUCCUGUCGGCUCGAAGCGAUUCAUGCACUCCACGCCUUACACCGGAAACAAGGUGCUCGACGCCACCGCCUACCGCAACUCCUGCCUUCAGUCCACCACGCCCGUCGGCCCCAUGCCCGUUGGCGAAGAUUGCCUCAACCUCAACAUCUACACGCCCGCCUUGGGUUCGUAUGACAAGAAAGCACUCAAGCCUGUGCUGUUCGCCAUCUACGGCGGCGCAUUUACCAGCGGUCGCAACUCACUUCACUCGUACGACGGUGGCAAUCUUGCAUCGCGCUCGGACGUGGUCGUUGUCACUACAAACUAUCGCCUCGGAGCCCUGGGUUUCCUCGCCUCAGGAAAGGAUCUCCCCGGCAACGCGGGCAUCAGCGAUCAGAUCUUGGCGCUGAAAUGGGUCAAGGAACACAUUGCAGCUUUCGGCGGUGACCCCGACCGCAUCACGCUGGGCGGCGAGUCGGCGGGCGCGGAGAGCAUCGCGGCGCUGAUUGCCAGUUCCGAGGCAAAGGGUCUGUUCCACGGCGCAUUCAUGCUGUCUAACCCGUGGGUCCCUUGGAUCAACCGCUCGGUGCAGACCAAAUCCAUCACUCCCUCGGUCGCCACGAGCCUCAAUUGCAGCACCAGUGGUCCCGCCAUGGUCGAGUGUCUUCAGAAGGUCGAGAACCCGUCACUCUUUGUGCAGGGCCCCGCUUUCGUCAACGCCACCAACAACAUCACCGUUGCGCUCUCGCAGGUCUCAGGCUCCAGCUUGUUCUCGGCCUCGAUCCAGCCCUUCUUGCCGACGCCCGACGGUCUGAUUGAUGACCAGAUCUUUUACCUGGCCGGCAACGGAACGAUUCCCAACAACGUUCCCAUUAUGCUUGGCACGCUUUCUGGGGAAGGUACGCUCUUCGUCUACUCGCUGCUCAACGAGACGAUUCCCAACUCGCAGGCUGCACUUCAACAGACGCUGGGCAGCCUGUACAAGCCCGACUUCAUCACGAAGGUCGAGCAGUCGGGCUUCUUCGACCUCGAUCCGGCGAACAACGACUCGGUUCGCGAGACAGUUUCGAACGCGUUCACGUACAACUUCUUCACGUGUCCCACGCAGCGCAUUGUCAACAUGGCGCAGAAGACGCGCCAGUUCCCGCAGGUCUACCUGUACGAAUCCGACUCUGGCUACCCAGACACGGUCGGGUACCCGCCCAAGUGCGCACCGGAGGGCACCGGCGUCGAGGUGUGCCACUCCGACGACAUCAAGUCGGUCUUUGGCACGCUGAACUAUGAGGGAAUUGAGGUCAGCCAGCAGUACCUCGACUUUGUCGCGUACAACGUCGAUGCGUUCAGCGCCUUUGUCAGGGCCGGAACGCCCAACCCGAGCGAAAAGUACUUGAAGGCAAGGGGAAGGAGCUACACGUACACGCAAAAGGUGCAGCAGGACAACAAGUGGCAGGCCUUCGAAAAGCCGCUGUUGGAAGCGGAGGAUAACAGGACUCAGUACCUUUCCGCUCCCAAUGGGAUCACGCAUGGAGGUGUUCCGCAUAGGAAGGUGUGCGAUUUCUUCUACGAUAACGGCAAGUUGACCUAUCAGCUCCUCGACAACUCUUUCUAA